ACAACACAAACCACGUGACCUGCUGUCAUACUGGAAUGGCUCCCACCACUCAGUGUGUAACAACGCCGUGAAAAAAAAUGGGAUUCUCCAUAAGCCUGUCUAAAACAAACAAAUUUUUCCGCUAUAAAGACGUUAAUAAACGUCUAAGUAAAUCCGGCGUGGUUUACUUAGUAACAGACAGAAGAAGCCCAAGAUGUUAUUCUUUCAGUUACCAGAUGAUGUUCUGUACCUCAUUCUGUCGAACCUGGACUACAAAUCUUUAUGUCGGUUCUCUCAAGUGUGCAAAAGAAGCUAUCACUUCACUGUCCGUGACGUCGUGUGGAGGAGGAUAGCGAAACACUUUAUCAACACUGGAAUGACACGGGAAGGAACAGACCUGUAUCCUACCAUUCCACUAAAGGACAGAGUGAAGUUUUCCCGGAAUUGGAGUCAUGGUGUUUGUCGUAAAAAUGUCCUUCUAAAGUGGAAGGUUAACUUGUUGCCGUGGCUACAGCUGGAUGGUGAUGUGCUGUAUCUCUCUCAGGCGGCAGACAUUGCAGCUUACGAUCUCCGGGGGGCUGAGAGAGGGAGGUUUCAGCAAAAAAGGGUGGACGUUUUUUCAGGACACCAAGAAGACGUUUGUCGAUUCACGCUGACUGAUGCGCAUCUCAUCAGCGCUGGAGGGGACGGGAAGAUCAUCGUUCAUUACAAAAAACGGGAUUAUUCUGUGGAGUAUUAUGGCCAUAAUCAGGAGGUGAACUGUAUUGACUGCAGGGGUGAAUUGAUUGUUAGUGGUUCGAGAGACAAGACUGCUAAGUUGUGGACAUUAAAUCCAGACCAGUUGGACAAAUGUCUUCAUACCAUCCCUACAUAUGACAGGGUGUGGUCAGUGGCCAUCAGUCCCUCUCUGUGCACCUUUGUGACUGGAACUGCAUGCUGUGAAAACUUUGCUCCUCUUCGGAUAUGGGACACAGAAAGGUGUGACCUGGUGACGUGUCUUGGCACAAAAUUUCGCAGAGGUGCAGGUGUGUUGGAUAUUGUGUAUGAGUCUCCCUUCCAGCUCCUCACCUGUGGAUAUGACACCUUUAUCCGCUACUGGGAUCUGCGCGUUUGCUCCAGGAAGAGUGUGAUGGAGUGGGAGGAGCCUCAUGACAAUGCACUUUACUGUAUGAAGACUGAUAAUAACUAUAUGAUCGCCAGUGGUUCCUCCUACUAUGGCGUAGUGCGUCUGUGGGACAAACGGCAAACCCGCUGUUUGCAGAUGUUCCAGCUCACCUCCACCACCAGUAGCCCGGUGUACAGUCUGUGCUUCAAUGCCACACACCUUUAUGCUGCUCUCGACUCAGCACUCUACUCACUGGACUUUAGAACCUCAGGGCCCAGGCUCAAGAGAUAAAACAGCUCACUCACACCAAAAUCCUAAACAAACACACACACACACACAGACAGUCGCAUGUGCCUUGGCUUUUAAGUCCACAUUACACAACUUCAACACCUUUUCCCUCCAGGUCUGACAUCGAGCCUUUGACCUUUUACCCUUCCAAAACCUCAGCUUAGAACUUCAGGAACCCCAUUAAAAUAUCUGUACCCAGUGUGGCUUUGGAUUGGUGCCACAGAUAGUAGCAGAUAGUUGUCAUUUCUUCACUAAUCUGUGUCACUGGCUGUUGAGUGGAGCAGAGGGAGCAGGGUUCAUGACCUCCUGUGACCUGAGCUUUAACGGAUUUAACACAUUGCCAGCGACCUGUGGGGUUAUAAAACAAACACUGCUCAGAGAUGCCUGAACACCCCUAUGGGCAUUUAUGCUGAAGCGUAUAUACAGUACGGUAAUGUUUUUUUCCUGCUGUGCUUGAGCUGUAUGUUUUUUUCCCUCCCUUAAAAAAUGAGUUAAAUCGGUUGACUUGGCUUUGUGCAUUUUGUAUGUCUUCUGGUCACUUUGUGAAGGGGUUGCUUUUAUUCAGCAGUUCUUCUGUAUAGAUGCCACUUUAGGGAAUAAAGAUUUUAUACUGUAAA
Molecule: messenger RNA, 1989 nt
Organism: Tachysurus fulvidraco (yellow catfish)
Lineage: Eukaryota; Metazoa; Chordata; Actinopteri; Siluriformes; Bagridae
Gene: fbxw4
Product: F-box and WD repeat domain containing 4
Exons: 9
Coding region: 194-1375 (393 amino acids)
Biological process (GO): SCF-dependent proteasomal ubiquitin-dependent protein catabolic process
Cellular component (GO): SCF ubiquitin ligase complex
Molecular function (GO): protein binding
Source: RefSeq, a predicted model, not a curated record